AUGGCAAAGUCGAUCAGGAUACAGGAAUUAGUCGAGGUCGAUAACCAGACUGGUACUACUCAGGGUGUCUCUGCUCAUACAAGUUCUCAUCUGAAACAUGACACCGAGGAACUUCAGCCAACCUUUCGUCCGCAACUCAUGGUCCAGACAUCAAACAGCACAGCUCAGACAUCAUUAUCUGCAAUUGAGCGCUUUUCCUGGGAGUUUGAUAAAAAAGAACUGGCAUCCAUCCGACAUCCUCGAAAACGCAAAUCUCCUGUUGAUAGCCACCAGGCGGUAGAACUGAGAAGGGCAGCCCGGCCACCCAGAUUCUCGGUCAACAUCUUCCAUACGGAACCGAUCAACAAUUUCCCAAUUCCUUCGGAAGGAUGUGUGCCUCGCAUGGUUAAGCAUUACCUUCAGGUUUGGGCUCCGCAACAUGGGAGAGCAUUUGCAUUCGAAGGUCAUCCAAAGCCAUACCAAUCUUUGGUGUUCCCCUUUGCACUCGAGCGCGCAGUCGUGUUUGAAGCCAUAGUAGCUCUGAGUCGUGCAUCCUGGCUGUUACAAGAGAGACUCCCUUGGUCCAAAGACAACGCAUUAGCUCUUCACCGUGCCAACGCUUUCGCCCAGCUUCGACUCCGGCUAUUGUCAGAGGAGACAUGCGCGGAUGAUGCCACGAUUGUAACGAUUGCUGCGCUCACAACGAUAGAUUACAUGCUUGGUAUUCAUGAAGGCGCAGAAAACCACAUUAAUGCCAUGCAACGGAUACGAGCAAUUCGGGCCGACUUGAAGGGUGAUACACCUUGGCAGCAUUUUGUGAACGCCUCGCUGGAUGCGUAUUUCUCGCUCUGGAAUUUUGUCAAGGAGCGGAAUGCAGCAAUGACAAGCAUGUCUCAACUUACCAUGGAGUCGCCAUUGCGGAACGAUCUACCCCUCUACCCUUCCUUACCCUUUAGCACCAGAGUAUGCGAAUCAUUAUCGAAGGUCUCCUCUGCGUUCAACGACAUGGCAUUAGCAGGGCAAUUGUCGAUUCAGAUCAUCGGCAUCAUCGCCACCUUGUCUGCCAUGACAAGGAAUGAAAGCAGCGGUAGCCCUAGCCCGGGCAGUCCGAGUACCAGUAGUGCUGCGAGCUCAGCACCGAGUUCGCCGGGUGAGCGGAAUCUCCUCAACAUCAUUGCCGACCUCCGAUGCCUAUCUAUGUUGGGGACUGUGCCAAUAGAACACCUACUGUGUCACGGCCUCAUCGGCUGCUGUUUGAGGCUGCAUUUUGGGGAAGAGAAGCUAGGAGAUGACUUCAAUGAGACUUUACAAGAACUAGAAGAUACACUAGUGGGCGGUGGGAAACCCAGGCCUCAGCAAGACCUGGACAAGUUCCACAAAGAGCACAAGGAUUGUCUCCUUUGGAUUGCCUUUGCUGCCGCAGAUGCCCUCGACAUGUCGGCACCAUUCUCGGACAAAUUUCUGGUACUUCAACAGACGCUCGACAGAUAUCCAGCCGAGACUAGCAGAUGGGAAACACUCGAGAAAAUCCUUCGACGGUUCUUGUGGAAUGACUUUCUGGCACAAUAUUGGAAGAGACGUUGGCAGGUUGCGAUACAAAGACAACCAAAGCCACAUUAGUUCUACGCCUCUUGCAGGACUACAGCUUAUUCGAUGAAGAAUAUAUUGCACCCUCCUGAGAUGGGUCUGUGUACUGUGUGGUGAGUACUCAAUUUCACAACGAACGGCGAGCUUGGGGAGCUGCCUGGAAUGCUCACAUCAGCGUGUUGCCCAAGUACAAACGAGCCUGGCGCAUUGCGCGCACUCCAAGGCGGCUUGGAACGAGACGUGGGUGGCUCUUGUUUCUGUUUCCGUGAUUACCAAGCGGCCAAAUACUUUCAGCUUUAACACCCACACCAUCAAAGACGCAUCACCAUCAUUCGAGAGGCAAACCAAAGGAUUCGAGAAACAUAGUCAGGCUGAAGACGGUCUUCUUAGCGAUGCCGAGGCUGACUAUGGCUUAAUACGGUGCAGCGUCUCGCAGCAACUUUUUCGGAUCACCAAACAUG
Messenger RNA from Exophiala oligosperma, 2027 nucleotides. RefSeq lists its product as uncharacterized. The transcript has 4 exons. Bases 1 to 1599 code for a protein of 532 amino acids. Lineage: Eukaryota; Fungi; Ascomycota; Eurotiomycetes; Chaetothyriales; Herpotrichiellaceae. The record is from RefSeq and is a predicted model, not a curated record.